This is a messenger RNA of Drosophila virilis, 2065 nucleotides long. Lineage: Eukaryota; Metazoa; Arthropoda; Insecta; Diptera; Drosophilidae. The record is from RefSeq and is a predicted model, not a curated record.
AAUUAUACGUUUCUUAUAUCAGAUAUUUAUUUCAAACAGAAAAUGUUGCAUUUUUUUGUUAAAUUGCUGGUUUGUAUUGUUAUCCUGAGGCCAACCAACUCUAUGGUUAAAAAUGAUGUUAACUCUUUUCGAACGAGCAAUUUAAACACUGUUCUACUUAACUGCGCAAAUGAUAAUAAAGAAUGGCCUUGCGAACCUCAAUUACUGAUAACUAUUAACUUUAUACCCAAUUUAAAUGUGGAAGCUCACGAUAACCUUCUUAUAUUGGAUAAGGCCUACGAGCCUACUAAACGUAAAAAUUUAAAAAUAAUAUCCCCUUACAUAAUUAUAGUUAGCAGAAGCGAGCCAAUAAUUGUGCACCCACUACUGAAACCAAAAUGGACGAGUUUUAAUAAUUAUAGUGUUCUGCACAAUCAGGCAGAGAAAUAUUUAACUAAGCUGGAUCACAUUUCUAUUCAAAAUAUGAGCAUUUGUAGAAGAAAUCCAGGCUCUCAGUUUACAAGUCCGGAAGAAGGUAAUUCACGCCAAUUCUCGCAUAUCAGUGCACAAAAGAAUAAAAACGAUAUGAUUGACAGGAAGAUAGUCCAAGUAAUAUGUGAUAAUUUUAAUAAAGGAAAACUGACAAAUACAAUAUUAUCUGAAAUUCCAAAAAAGUGUUAUCCACGUGCGUCAUCCGUUUAUAAGUUAAGCGUUCCGUUUCCAUACCUCGCGGCCAAAAUACGGGUGUUCAAAAAGAGGAAGAGAACGUGGUGGAUGAUAAUGCCAUCUAUCAGAUUAAAUAACAUGUCUGGAACAUAUGUCAAUGGAAAUGUGUCAGUACUCUUAACAUCACAUGAAGACAUUUUGGAGACAAGAAGGUCAUUAUUUUUAGGAAAUCAUACAUUUUCGAUCCCAAUAAGCUUUUUAAAUAAUUCAAAAACCCUUGAUAUUGAAAACGAGACAGCAAAUAUUAAAAAAAAUGUUAAGAACGGAACAGGAAAGAUGUCGAAAGCAAGGUUGAUUCCAACCUCAAAUAAUUUGCUAGCAAAAUGUCCAACCAAUAACAAAACAUUGUGCUUAAAUAUAGUAGAUGACAAAGUGCCAGGGUUUAGCAUUAAAAUUAAAAUGCCAUUUAGAGAGAACGCAGCACAGCAAAAUGCUUUAAAAGUUAAGGUGUCUAGAAUUGUAACUGAUGCCACGACUAAGGAUGCACUUCAAAUUUCUGUCGAUGUUAUAAAUAAAGGCUUGGAAGCGCAAGAUUAUUUAAUAAGCAUUUCUAGCUGCCCAUUAUCAGAAAGAGAAUCGGCUAUAUCGACUGUAAAGAAAAUGCUUCUUCCCUAUAUAUCUGAAACUAUAACUUUUUUGUUGCCUUUUAUAAUGGGAUCAAAGAAAAAUUUCAAAUUUAAUUGCGAACUAGCUGUUAAGGCAGUUGUUAUAAAGACAACAACAGAAAUUAAAGCGAAUAAAUCGAGUACGUCGGAAUCAAAUAUAUUUGUUGUAUCCAGAAGACUUUUUGAAAUAGAAACUCACUCAAGAUGUUUUUGUAUAUGGAAUUGUCGUUGUCAUUGUAUUGGAAAAAUAGAAACUCAUAUAGAUGUCAGCGUUUGUCAGAAGAUGAGUUAUGCGACAGAAAAGGAUGCUGGAUUACUUUUGAACUGUCCACCCAGUGAAGAUUCUUAUGACUUUUGUUUAAUGGAUACAGUUAAUGAAAACAAAGAUAUUUCUACGGCAUUUGGUUUUCUUUGCAAAAUUGUUGGAAUAAUUAUAAUUUUAUCGAUAAUAAUGUUACUGUUUCUUUUGUUUUGUUGCAAGUGUUUUACACCAAGAGAAGAAGAUCUUAUUGUUGCGAGUGCAGAAUGGUUUUGUUACCCUGAAAGCAAUUUUGAAAGUCACACAAAUGAACACGGUAUGUCGAAUGACUCAUUAUCACCAGUGUGUACAGAAUCAGAAAAUCCCUCACGGAGAGAGCUACAUAAAAAUAUUAAUCAAUUUGAUUUAUUAGAGUCCGCUUUAGUUACGCUCACGCGACAACAGCAAGAGAUAAGAAAUCAAUCCAUUAAGAAGGAAUAAAGAUACUUUACAGAAA